AUGCCUACCCCUGCUGCUGUACCUCUAAUUGUCCUCAUUGCUGCUGCUGUUGCAUUCAAUGUGUUAAAAAGUGAUCUUGCAAGGGCGCAAGGCAAGAUAUCCUUUACAUCUGACCUCUGGUUGGAUCAGAAACUCUGCCCAUUCAUGGCACUCACUGCCCACCAAACCGCCAAGGAAGAGCAGACAUCAGUGCUUGUCUUGAAGGCAGCUUUGAUUGCUUUUUACCACAUUCCAGGAAGCCAUACUGGCAAAUCUCUUGGUUCAAUAAUACUGCAUCUCCUUGAUCGUGCCAACAUUGCAAAGGAUGUUAGUGUUUAG
Messenger RNA from Suillus bovinus, 318 nucleotides. RefSeq lists its product as uncharacterized. Bases 1 to 318 code for a protein of 105 amino acids. Lineage: Eukaryota; Fungi; Basidiomycota; Agaricomycetes; Boletales; Suillaceae. The record is from RefSeq and is a predicted model, not a curated record. The transcript has 3 exons.